UUAAAGGACGCGCUCUCCAGUGUUGAUGUGUCGCAGAUUUUAAAACUCUGAAAGAGAGGGAGAGAGAUUCACAGAAAAAGAGAGAGAGAGAGAGAGGGAGACAGAGAGACAGAGGGAGAGAUAGAGAGAGAGACAGAGGGAGAGGGAGAGGGAGAGAGGGGAGGGGACAUCACAGUUAUUCGUGGAGUAGUGCAGGUGAUGCACGAGGACAGCGGAGCAGCAGAGAGUUGGAAGAAGCUUGCUUGAGGAGCAGUCAGAGUUCUGCUGCCUGGAGACAGAAGAGCGCGUGCCGCGUCCCGUCCGCCGGUAGAGACAUGGAGCUGUCCUCCAUCGGAGAGCAGGUGUUCGCCGUGGAGUCAAUCACCAAGAAGCGCGUGCGAAAGGGGAACGUGGAGUACCUCCUGAAGUGGCAGGGAUGGCCCCAGAAGUACAGCACCUGGGAGCCCGAGGACCACAUCCUGGACCCGCGCCUGGUGCUAGCCUACGAGGAGAAGGAGGAGCGGGACCGUGCGGUGGCGUUCCGGAGGAAGGGUCUCCGUCCCCGGCGGCUGCUGCUGAGGAAUCUCUUCGCCAUGGACCUCCGUAGCCAGCACAAGGAGGAGGCCGCGCCCCCUCCGCGGCUCCGCCUCUCUCUGGCGCGCUCCAUGAGCACCGACGUGGACCCGGGGGGGCGGGGGGGCCUGUGCCGCCGGCUGGCCGGGCGCCGGGGGGGGGCGAGGCCCUCAGCUCACGGGCCGUCCCGCCGUUCUGAGUGCAGCUCCCCGAUGACGCUUCACCCUGAGGACUCGUCAGCGGAGGAGAGCCUCGCCCUCAACCUACUGGCCGUGCACUCGCUGGCCCGGGGGGGCUCCAGCUCCGGGGAGGACCCCGACCUGGGGGUCACGCUGGGGGGGCCCGCCGCCGAGACCCCCGUGUCCCCGGGCAGCCAAUCAGAGAGCUGGGAUUGCAUGUCGGAGGCGGGGCCCAAAGACGUCCUUAGCGACGGCGGGGAGGGGGACGUGGACAGCAGCACGGGCAGCCGGGAGGGGGGGCGGGGUCUGUCGGGGGACGUGGGGGUGGGGGGGCGGGGUCUGUCGGGGGACGUGGGGGUGUGGGGGCGGGGUCUGUCGGGGGACGUGGGGGUGGGGGGGCGGGGUCUGUCGGGGGACGUGGGGGUGGGGGUGCGGGGUCUGUUGGGGGGCGGGGGGGCUCUCCCCCCACCGGGCCCCGCCUGGCAGAGGAGCGGCGCGUCGGUGAUCGUGAACAUUCAGGGGAGCGGGCCCCUGGACCCCCGGAGGGUCGAACCCUCCCCCGGGGACCCCGAGGGGGGGUCCGGGGCCCCGGCGCUGCUCGCCCCGGCGCUCCCGGGAGACGAGGACGUGGCCGCCGGGACCCCCGACGAGAAGGUGACCGUCACCCAGGUGACCAUCAACGCCGUGACCGUGACGUUCCGGGAGGCCACGGAGGCCGAGGGCUUCUUCAAAGGCCUCUAGUUCGGGGAUUGGGGGCGGGGCCUGAGGGCAGAAAAGGGGAGGGGCGUGAUAGGAAAACAGAAGCUUUGGCUAUCACUCGUUUCAAACGUGUAAAUAGUUGUUUGUGUGUAUAUAUAUGUAUAUCUAUCUGUGUGUUUGUGUACGUGACAGAUCCUUCCAGAUGUUUACAGACGUUCUUAUUGGCAAAAUUCCGAGGAUACGUUGAAUAUUGACCCAUUGCCUUUAAAGAAGAGAUCAGAGGAGAGCUGAGGGAACAGGGGUUCCUGGGGUUCGGACCGACUGCCGUUCGGGGCGGUGCACUCGUGUUCAGGCUGCAGACAGGCGGAGCGUGCGAAGCUCCAACCUCAUCACCUAUAUUAUGACUUCCAAGCAGCUACUUGUACCAGAGGGCUCCGCCUCCGUCCGUCGUCCCACACUGAACACCACUGUUACCGGCCCGCGCACCGGCCUCCUUUUCUAACAAAGCCUUUUGUACGACCGCCUCCUCCAGUGUUGAGCCGGCGCAUGCCCCGUCUGUCCCGUGCGUCCUGUGUCUCAGCGGGCUCCUCUCCCCGGCCCCCUCCCAGAGGAGCAGCGCGAUGAGGAGCCUCAGUAGAGUAGCACGUGCUGUUAGCCGUCUUUCUGUCCUCGUAGUUCGGAGUGUAGCCGUUCUAUUUUUAUAUCCUGACGCUCCUGGUGUGUGUGUUGUAUCAUGAAGAGGUGUCGGUGUACAACGUUACAGAGCUGUGUACAAUGAUGUGCUCACGCACGUGAGGUCAAGAGGUCCUGAGCUACUAUUUAUCGCAUGUCACAUAGGAUGGCCUCAACUAUAAUAACUAUACUAUCACUGGUCUCGUUGAAGUUUCUCUUUGAUGAAUGUUCGAAAUGUCUUUAUGAAAAAUGCCUUUUUAUUUGGACUGUAUUUACAAUAAAUAUGGAAACAUGAUUACCUGACCUCUGUUUCUAGAUGUUUCUUAUAACAAAAAGACCGUCAAUAGUUACCACUGUUCUUCAAUGACACCCCAUUAAAACUCUUACAGUCACUUCCUCCUCCAGUCCCUACAGGAUGCAGAGACCUGAAGAGAGGUCAGAGGUUAUAGAUAUGACCUCCAGUCCCUACAGGAUGCAGAGACCUGAAG
Molecule: messenger RNA, 2590 nt
Organism: Gadus chalcogrammus (walleye pollock)
Lineage: Eukaryota; Metazoa; Chordata; Actinopteri; Gadiformes; Gadidae
Gene: cbx7a
Product: chromobox homolog 7a
Exons: 6
Coding region: 315-1472 (385 amino acids)
Biological process (GO): negative regulation of transcription by RNA polymerase II
Cellular component (GO): PRC1 complex
Source: RefSeq, a predicted model, not a curated record